AUGCCUGCGUCCAAUCACGCGAAUCCCCGCAGACACUACAAGUGCUGCACGGCAGUGCUAUGCCUUGGUUACGCACUUACCCGGCCAGUGCCAGCGUGCGUAACGCCGCGAGUCAUCAUUGCUGGCCUCGGCCCCGGAGACCCGGAGCACUUGACGAAAGGCGUGUGGAGCCAGCUUUGCAACUGUCAGCGUUUGUACGCACGCUUUGCGAAGCAUCCAGUCCUGGAGUCACUCCCGGCAUCUGUGACUCUUACAACCUUUGAUCAGUAUUAUGAGGAAGCUGACACUUUCGAGGGGUUGUACAGCAACAUUUCGGACACGAUCUUGGAGCUAGCAAAAAAGCACGGUGAAGUUGUCUAUGCAGUGCCCGGCGAUCCGUGCGUGGGCGAAACAACUACGAAGAUGAUUCGACAACGAAGUGCCGAUGAAGGUGUGAGAGUCGAAGUACUGCCCGGUGUUAGCUUCGUGGAACCUUCACUGGCCGCCCUGGGUGUGGAUAUGCUUCCAAGACUGGCUGUGGGAGAUGCUUACGAGCUCACUGGCUUCCAGUCCCUCCCUUUCGAAUGCAGCACUCCACUGUUGAUUUCUCAGGUAGAUGAUCAGAUCUCGGCCAAUGCUCUAAAGCUUGUCCUUAUGAGCACCUACGAGGCAGAGCAUGAGGUAGCCCUGGUCCAUUCGGCCGGCGUUCAAGGAACUGCUCAAGUGGAGUGGUUACCUCUGCAGAACAUCGACCGCAGCAAGAGCAUUGGCAUAACUACAUCCUUGUUCGUGCCAGCCAGCAGCGGUGGGUCCUUCACAGAUCUCCGUGACAGGAUGGCAGGACGACGCAUCAAGUUGGGGGAGUCUUGGGACGACCUGACGCACGCAGAGUUAGCACGAGGCCUGGUUCGGGCAAGCGAAAAGGUCGCAAAAGCCGCGGAGCAGGAUUCAAAGGAAUCCAUGGGUGACUUGGCUGAUGCUUUGGCAUUGGUUCUGAUUCAAGCUGCUGCACACAUGCAGCUUGCAGAAGACGAUUUUGACUUUAGCACUGGAGAUGUCCUGAAGCGAAACACUGUCCAAGUGAACACGGAGGAGUUCGCCUGCGUCGUUAGCAUCUCUGCGACUGACUCCGCUGUUCUCAUCGUGCAGGAGCCGCCUGAUGUCAAGCAGUUGCAGUUAGAGGGAUUUGACCUGGUCCUGACUUGGCAACAGCAGCAUCUUGAACUCCAGCAGUCCCGCUUCUUCGUGCCUGCUACUCCCUGGCUCCUGGCAGCAGAGUGGCCUCGGUUUCUUUCGAAGAAGCCUGGCCUGGGAUUUCUCCGAGGAAGCAAAAGCCAAAUGGCCGGACACCGUUUGCGUCACCGGAUCUGGGAGGCUCGGGAGCAACUCCAAAGUGUGUGCGAGGUGCCGCUCCAGUUCCUCCAGGGAGGAGGCAUAAGUCGUGAUGAGCGCAACCUCCAGUUCUUCAACCAGUUCGUGCUGGUCAUCGAGAACUCCAGGCAUGAGAACUACUUUUCUGAGAAGCUUCUGGAUGCCUUGGCCGCUCGGACGCUGCAAAAAGCCAUCCGCUUGCCCGUCACCCUGUGCUUGCCCUGGUCGACAUUGCAGCUCACGCAGUCCGUGCCCGUUUACUGGGGCUGUCCGAACAUCGGCGACUUCUUCGAUGUUGCAGCUUGGGUGAAUGCAGGCAUGGUCGUCCUCCAGAGCACAGAAAUCGACGAGGUGCAAUUCGCUCGGCCAAGUCUUGAAGUCACCUACGAGCUGCAGAGAGCAUCUCUGACAAAUGCUUUUGACUACUGCCACUACGAAGCUCAUCAAGAAGCUUUGCGGGAGAACAGCGAACGAGCUCAGAGAUACUCUGGUGAUUUCGGUUUUCGACUUCAGCAGGCCAUCGAGGAAGCACUCCAAGCGCAGACUGACAUCGGUCAAUCCGGCCUUGGCGCUUGGGAUGAGAUCGCAAGCCCCAAGUGCAAAAAAAUGCUGAGGUGCUAUAUGCGUUCGAAUGCCUCGCUUUCCAUAAAUGAAGCUGACUGUCUCCUUUUUGUUUUCGCGGUGGCAAAGCCACGACUGCAAAGAUCGGAGCUGCCGAUGCCAGCCGCAGCCUCUGAGCGCAUGGCGCUGGGCCUUCGGUUCCACCCGUCGCAUGGCUGUUUGACAAAGCGAAUUAUGCUUUCCUAUCCAUGGCCGGUGCUUGAGUCGUGGGCAUCUCUGGGCGGAGGCUUCGUAGCUGCCGGGUCCGCCCGCAUAUCCAUGACCUGGCAGAUUUGUCCCAUUGAUCCAUCUUUAAGCGGCCUCUUUGACGCUGGUUUGCCAGACCGAGCCUACAAGCAGGUCGUGACUUUCGCGACUAGGAUGAAAUGGCCGCUUCUUUAUGGGAGCAUUGGUGGUGCACUGAUUCUGCUUCUGAAGAUGAUUUCGGACGUCGGUGGUGGUGCCCGGCGGGGGCCUGACUGCCGAGGGCAGUCCACCUCUGUGGGUGCCGCCAGCCUGUACUUCGCCUAUGUGAGAUCCGGUCAGCGGGCUGCUGUCAGGCCAAUGCCACAUGAUCCGCACUCCGGUUUCCAGGUGUUGGAAGCCGAGGCAAAUGCACGAUGCUUGAUACGAGACUUCAACGUUCCCCCGCAGGACGUAUUUGAGGAGAGCUGGUCGUUAGACACGAUUGGAAAUGCUUACAUGCUGAGGACAACUCACACAGACAUCGCCGGCUGGAGAAGACUGACAAUCAUCAGCAACCAGUUUCACAUGCCCCGAAUCCGGGCGAUUUUCGACAAGGUGUUCGGCCUAGGCCCACUUCCCAGCAAGCACUACAGUCUGCAAUAUAGAGAAGUGCCGAACGACGGCAUGGCGCAGGAUGUGCUCGAAGGUCGUCAGGCUCGAGAGGCAAAGUCCAUCGAGAAUUUCAGGCUUGAGCUGCAGAGAGCUUGA
Symbiodinium sp. CCMP2456 is the source of this 2904-nucleotide messenger RNA. The record is from the annotation of a GenBank genome assembly. NCBI's taxonomy places the organism in Eukaryota, Dinophyceae, Suessiales, Symbiodiniaceae.